Messenger RNA from Salmo salar (Atlantic salmon), 2410 nucleotides. It is a transcript of the gene map3k7cl, whose product is annotated as map3k7 C-terminal like. The record is from RefSeq and is a predicted model, not a curated record. Gene Ontology annotation, cellular component: nucleus; cytosol. NCBI's taxonomy places the organism in Eukaryota, Metazoa, Chordata, Actinopteri, Salmoniformes, Salmonidae.
CUCUCUCUCUCGUGUGGUGUCUCUCUCUCGUGUGGUGUCUGUUCCGUCUCCACACAGUGUCUAAAGAGGAGCGCUCUAAGUCUGUGUGUCUGCGGCUCCAGGAUUAACUGUGUGGAUUUGGCACUGACUGACUGACAGCUCUGUCUCACACACACACACACACACACACACACACACAGACACACAGACACACAGACACACAGUCAGGCCAGUGGACAAUAAGAGAAACCAGGGCUCGACUCCACAGUCCUUGUGGUUUGGAGAGACUGUUGAAGAGGUUGAAGGGGUCAACUGCCGGGGGAGUGUUCGAUUGGGACAGUGCUUUGUGCCUCCAGCCCAUCUCUAACAGGGCAUGCUGGACAGCAGAGGAGUCAUCAUGUCUACACACUGAACGGGGUGGGGGGAGGGAGGAAACAAAGCAAAAGGAAUAAAAGUCAAAGUCCGUGGGGAGGUUUCUCUUUAUACCUCAGAAUUUCCUAGGUCCGGGUUCGUGCUGUCUGGGAUAAAUGAUCACUUCAACCAGGCGAGUGUCUCCUGACAAAUCUGAAGUUAGAAUCGCCUUCAGCCUUGACCAAGACUCAGAGUUAAAAGAUGUGGAGGAGUCGGCGCCGUCUUUCCCUGAUCUGGAACACAGACUGCAGCCGGUGUCUCCCUGCUCCUCUCUGAGAGAGUCAGUCCAGGUUUACAGGGACCACUGUAGGAUGGCCAAGGAGUUCCACCAGGUCAAACAGGAGAUCUCGCUGCUAGAGGACCGCAAGCGUGAGCUGCUGGCCGAGCUGGUGGAGGACGAGCUUGUUGCCGUGGAGAUGGCCUGUCUGGAGGAUGAGUUCCGUGUCCUGUCGGAGGAGAACGCCACGCUGCUCAACGUCCACACUGAGCGCGCUCAGCAACUGGAGACGCUCAGCUCCACCAAUCGGAAUCAGACCAGCCAGGACAGCUCCUCCACGUGACCCCCUGAACUCGACUCGACCCCAAGAGAUGAUGACCUCGCUCGAGACCUUCACAAACUGACGCUACGGGCCCGUAUUCCAAAACUGCUGAUCUAGGAUCAGUUCCCUUCCGUUCAUAAAUUCAUAUUUAUUAUGAUCUAAAAAUGCCAAACGGAUCCUAAAUCAGCACUCUUGCUCUGAGCCUCAACUUGGAUAUGGGCCCUGAAAACAUUACUAUCGGUGGCUGUCAAAUCCUUGCUUCCUCUGUCCUUGUUUCCUUAUCUCCUUUUCUAAGAGCAAUGGAGAAGAGGAUACAAGGUCCCUCGCUUGUUUGGACCUUCUCUUCCAAUGCACUUUGAGAGGAACUCUGAACCAGGGUUUUGGGGCCAGUUCUAUUUCAAUUCCAGCGAUGGGUUCAGAUUUCUAAACUUUUUUAAAAUAUAUUGUUAAUCAUCAGUUAUACCAGAGACAUGAGGAGUGACAUAGUCUGGUUUCUACACCAGAAGUUAAUGGGUAUCCGUAGGAGUAAUGUAUAAGGUUGGGGUCAAGGAUGUUUGAAUAGGAGCCAGGGGACAUUUGGGAGGUGCUGAGUAGAGGAGAGGCGAUCCCAUGAUUAUGGUGGAGAGCUGUGGAUUAGUAAAGAAUGUAGAGGUCAGGUCACGUCACGUUAAGGCAGAAGGAACAGUGUGUUGCCCGCAUUACUUAACUUCCCGUCUAGUGAUAAAGACGUAAUGUUUAGAGAGAAGGAGGAGACUUUGUCUUAUGCAGCUGUAUUGACCCAAUGGGUGAAUAAACUUGGUUUAAGCUUUACUAAUCACCUGUGAGUUUUACUAACAAAACAGUCGUCAAUUCAGGAAGUACACUGAAAUUCUAACUCAAAUUCUUCUUCGUUGCGUUUCAAUGAGCGGAAUUUGGUUUUCUUUCUCAAUUGACUGGAAUUGAAAUGGAAUUAAUCCCAACCCUGCUAAGGAAACAAGGACAGGGGAUGCAAGGACUUAGUAGUAGUAGUAGUAGUAGUAGUAGUAGUAGUAGUAGUAGUAGUAGGCUCUGUGAGUCUCUGGGCUUUGUGGAGACAUACAGGUGGUGUGAUGUGGUCCAAAAUGUUUUCGGGGGGGGGGCUUCCAUGCUCUCUCUUUCUCCCCCUUUCCUGUCCUCCCUCAGUUCCCCAGGUUUAUACUAUACCACCCAGGAUCAACUCUUGAGUUGAUGAUUCUGUAUGAGGUAGAAAUGCAAGACACUGUAAGACAUUAAAUCAUCUGGAUGUUGUGGAGCAAACUGGCUAGAUAUUCUGUAGUGAAGUAAUGUUAACGUUGACAAAGAAAAUGGUAUUUGUUAUUAAAAGAAGGAGUGGGCUAGUGAGAAUGACAAUGUUGGUUUUUAUGGUAAUUCCCUGUAGUAACUGUUAUUAACUGUUGUAAGGAAAACACAAUAUGACAAUGACAGAAUUCUGUAUGUGGCACAAUAAAGUUCUCUAUUAUGAA